GUUUUUUUUUUCACCAGCGCGUAGUGGACGAGGUGGCACGAGCCCACGGUCAGAGACAAGCGCGUGAAGCUGUUGCGCGUGUCGCGACGGAGCUGCGGCGGUGAGGCGGGGAGUCCUCCGAGCACCCGACAGAAUGCGGUCGCUGUCCGCGGUCCUGAACCCGCUGCUGUUUAUGCUGCUGAUCGGAUACUGCCCUUCAGUGACCAUCAGGCCAAAGGAUGGUUGGCAGGUGUACAGCUCAGCCCAAGAUGCAGAUGGACGUUGUAUCUGCACAGUGGUUGCACCUGAACAGAAUCUGUGCUCCAGAGAUGCCAAAGGCAGACAGCUCCGCCAGCUCCUGGAAAAGGUGCAGAACAUGUCGCAGUCAAUCGAGGUGCUGAACCUGCGGACGCAGAGGGACUUUCAGUACAUCAUGAGAAUGGAGAGCCAGAUAAAGGGAUUGCGGUCAAAGUUUCGACAGAUCGAAUCGGACAGGAAGACGCUCGUCAACAAAAACUUCCAGGAGCUAAAGGGAAAGAUGGAGUCCAUGCAACCGCUCAUACCUGUCCUGGAGCAAUACAAGACAGAUGCCAAGCUCAUCUCCCAGUUCAAAGAGGAGAUCAGGAACCUGUCCGUCGUGCUGAUGGCCAUCCAGGAGGAAAUGGGGGCCUACGACUACGAGGAGCUGCAACAGAGGGUCCUAAACCUGGAAAAUCGUCUGCGCAAAUGCAUGAGCAAACUUACGUGCGGGAAGCUAAUGAAGAUCACCGGGCCGUCGACUGUGAAAACGUCAGGGACCAGAUUUGGAGCCUGGAUGACGGACCCACAGGCGACUCUCAAAAACAACAGGGUCUGGUACAUGGAUGGCUACACCAACAACAAGAUAGUAAAAGAGUAUAAAUCCAUAGCCGAUUUUGUGUCAGGAAUCGAGUCGAGAACCUACAACCUGCCUUUCAAGUGGGCCGGAACCGACCACGUGGUGUACAACGGCUCUCUGUACUACAACAAGAUGCAGAGCAACAUCGUCGUGAGGUACAGCUUCGAGACGGGCCGCGUGGUCACCCAGAGGGCCCUGGAGUCCGCGGGGUUCCACAACGUUUACCCCUACACGUGGGGGGGCUUCUCCGACAUCGACCUGAUGGCGGACGAGCUGGGCCUGUGGGCGGUGUACGCGACCAACCAGAACGCCGGCAACAUCGUGGUCAGCCAGCUGAACCCGGACACGCUCCAGAUCCUCGACACGUGGAGCACAGAAUACUCAAAGAGGAACGCCGGCGAGUCCUUCAUGAUCUGCGGGACGCUCUACAUCACCAACUCCCACCUGACCGGCGCCAAGGUGUACUACGCCUACUCCACUAAAACCUCCACGUACGAGUAUACGGACAUUCCCUUUCACAACCAGUUCUUUCACAUGUCCAUGUUGGACUACAACGCCAGGGACCGCGCGCUCUACGGCUGGAACAACGGCCACCAGGUCCUUUUUAAUGUCACACUUUUCCACAUCAUCAAAACCGAGGACGAGUCUUAAGCCGCGGCAACGCUGAAGAAGUAGAAGAAGAAAAAAAAACGGGAAAAACGCGGAACAAAUAGAUUGUUACAUCUGAAUGUUCUAAUUAAUGUAUUUAUUUAACUCCCCUGAUUAGUUUUGGCCGUUUUGUACAACUUUUUUUCCCGCAUUUUACAGCUUGCUACUUUCAUGCAAGUUAAGAGUUAACUCAUGAUCUUCUCUACAGUUUCUCUAAAAACAUAAACCUUCCAUUUACGCCAUAUUUGUGUGUAAAAAACACACUUAUAUUGUGAUUAUUAUUACCCGCCCCCUCUCUCUGGGUCCAGAGGACACAGCCCAUCGAAACUCACAGGGGAUCGGCUCAAGGUCAUCACAUAAGACACGUUACACUCAUUCACAGAGACAGGAACCCGUGCACACAAGCACACAUGCUGCCUGCAGCAGGAUCCUCCUGCCAGAGAUAUAAAUGGCUAUUCAAAAUGAAAAUAAAUUUAGAAGUCCAUUAUGAAACAUACUGCAGGUAAAACAUUUUCAAUUUAAUAAUUGCACUUUUAAAUCCUGUCAUUUCUACAGUUGCCUUUUCUCUCUAAAAUGAACACUUAAUGGGUUUGCCAGUCAGUAUUGCAAAAAAAAGCAUGCGCCUAAUAGAGUUGACUUUUUAAUUUUGUUUCCACCCUUUUGUUGCAUAUUUUCUUCCUGCAUUUCAUUUCCUCCACUUAGCUUUCGGUUUAUAAUUACACAUUUCUAUUCGAAAGAUUUCGCACUUGACCUUCUACAAGACAGCGAGAAACGUGUGGACCCAUAACUCCCCUGUAUAGUUAAUGUACUUGGCUUUUUCAUGUCUGUGAAGAUUCUCAGUCAUCCGGGUCACCGGAUGUCUUCAAGUACCAAGUCAAAGUAUUUCAGCAAACUGAACUGGUUGCCUUUAACUUUGUACUUUGAGAUAUUGGCUUUUUUGUAACUUCAGCAGCUUGUAUGCCUUAUUGAGUGCAGUCUGUUCUGUAGGCCUGAGGAUAGCAGCUCUCGUGCAUGAAUGUUGGCUGUCCUGAUUGCAUUUACUGUACUGUAACUGUAUACCUGUGUAUUUUGUAUCUGCACAACAUCCCAUUCUCUUUUUCUUUAGCUGUAUUAAUGGUCCAUUUACACCAAGAGCAGUAGAUAACUUUAAUAAACAUUAAUGUGUGUAAAUAAGAAGUUAUACAUAACCAAAAAUAAAUAUAAAUAUUCUUUUCAUUAA
This is a messenger RNA of Pungitius pungitius (ninespine stickleback), 2723 nucleotides long. RefSeq names its product noelin-3-like. The coding region runs from base 134 to 1507 and encodes 457 amino acids. The transcript is spliced from 6 exons. NCBI's taxonomy places the organism in Eukaryota, Metazoa, Chordata, Actinopteri, Perciformes, Gasterosteidae. The record is from RefSeq and is a predicted model, not a curated record. Gene Ontology annotation, biological process: signal transduction.